Folsomia candida is the source of this 1500-nucleotide messenger RNA. RefSeq lists its product as uncharacterized. Bases 80 to 1231 code for a protein of 383 amino acids. The record is from RefSeq and is a predicted model, not a curated record. The transcript has 4 exons. NCBI's taxonomy places the organism in Eukaryota, Metazoa, Arthropoda, Collembola, Entomobryomorpha, Isotomidae.
UACCACUCAUAUCACAACCUUGAAGAAUUUCGAAAUAUUAUUUCUCUACAUAACUAACUCAAUAAAUUUGCUGAUUAAAAUGGUAACAAAUGUGAACAUGGGAGCGGAAAAAUUAGACGAUUCGUCUGAAACCUGGCCCCCUAUCCCACAAAUGUUGCAUCCCCACGAUGCAAAAUUGGCCUUUGACACGACUGUUGAUAAAAGUGACGCGUGCUACUUCACUCUGCGCGGCACGACGCCCUUCGGCGCGGACUGCUUCACGAAUCUGUACUUUCAUAAGAGUUGCGUCUAUGGAAAAUCCCCCAUUUUAGACCCCUUCAUCGACGCGCAGAAUGGAAAUUUGUUUGAGGAUGUCCAUUUGAAAGAUUUGAACGAGCUCCAUUUCCGCAGAAUGCUGGGGUUCUUUUACGACUAUGAUAUGAACUACAUUGAGGACAAAUAUGAACUUGCGGCCCUGUACAAGAUGGCGAUCCUCUUUAUGGUCAAAUCCGUGGAGGAUUUCUGCUUAACAAAAUUACUCCGUCCAACGACUUCCUUGCAAUCGUCAUCUGAUCAGGUCAACCAAGAGGAUGAGGAAAUUGACAAGGAAAUUUCAAAUGUGAUUUCUCCAAAAAACUUCUGUGGCGAAAUCGAGAAGCAAAUUUCAAAUCACGUGGAGACCCAAGAAUCCCCAAAUUGUGAAAAACCUGCAUCGUUGAAGGAGAAAACCAUCGUGAUCUCGAACCUAAAGGAUGACAUUAUUUCUGAAAUGGUUACCACCCUUAAAUUCGAGAUCCAACAGGAACUCGCUGCAAGCGUGAAGGACGACCUCAAAAAACUCAUUUCGGAUGACUUACUCCCCAAUAUUGAACAACGUUUCCGUGCUGAUGCAGACUUUAAGGAUCACAUCACCCAAGGAAUUAUCGCCGUUGUGCGGGAAGAAUUAAAUAAUGAAAUGAGGAAUGACACCUUUAGCAAGGUUCGGCUGCAAGCAAUCCUUCAAACUGAGCUUUAUGACGAUGAUGAUUUCCAACACAAGUUAUGCGUCGAAUUAAGGAAACAAUUAGUUUCGGACAUGAAGGAUGAGAUUUUGCCGGAAAUGGGGAAAAAUAUCAAAGCCAGGAUUUUGACGGACGAGCGAACCAAGACCCAGCUCUUGGGGCUAAUGCGGUCCAAAUUUUUGGUAAAUGAGGAUUUUCAAGAGGAGUUGAUGCAACAUUUGAAGGUUUCUAUUAGGAAAGAAUUUUCAUAAAAAUUAUGCAAAAAAUAUAUAAAAUUUUUGAAGGGAGUCGAAACAAAGGGUUUUUUAACUAACUUUUAUAUCGAAAUUUAUGUGCUACCCGUAUCAUUUUUUUUCAUAAAUACGCAUCCCAACUUUACUUUUUUGAAUGCUGUCUCACUUCAGCAAAUUGUUCUUUGGUUUCCAAUUAUGUUGCGAAUAUGUUUGUAUCUAAACAUAUUUUAUACAGAAUGAUACACACAAUUUUCAUACGGGAACGCAAAUUUAUUGUGAAAAUUAAU